Molecule: messenger RNA, 985 nt
Organism: Stegostoma tigrinum
Lineage: Eukaryota; Metazoa; Chordata; Chondrichthyes; Orectolobiformes; Stegostomatidae
Product: probable G-protein coupled receptor 139
Exons: 2
Coding region: 8-985 (325 amino acids)
Biological process (GO): G protein-coupled receptor signaling pathway
Cellular component (GO): membrane
Molecular function (GO): G protein-coupled receptor activity
Source: RefSeq, a predicted model, not a curated record
UCUGAGCAUGAAAUAUCCAUUCAAUCCAUUUCCAACACUCGCUGAAGUUGAAUUCAUUUACUGCCCUGUACUUGGGGCUAUCGGAGUGCCCGUUAAUUUAUUGACAAUCGCAAUCCUAUCUCGGAGAACCUGUGGACUCACCAAAUGUGUCAAUCAUUACUUGGUGGCCAUGGCCGUAGUGGACCUUCUGGUUGUCACCAGCGACAUAAUCUUGAGAUGGUUUAUCAUUUACUUUCCAGUUUCUUUCCUGGAUAUUACUCCCGUAUGUACUUUGGUAAGAGUGCUGAUGAUUGGCUCCACAGUCUGUUCAGUGUGGCUCACAGUUGCUUUCACCUUUGAUCGAUUUGUGGCCAUUUGUUCUAAGAAGCUAAGAACAAAAUACUGCACUGAGAAAAUAGCACUCAUGGUUAUUGGAACAGUGAGUGUACUGGGCUAUUUGGAAAGCAUUCCCUGGUUCUUCAAGUACAAAGCUAAAUACACCUUCAAUAACCUGGAGUGGUUUUGCAUUACAAAACCAGAAUAUUACACUUCAACCUUCUGGACUGUAUAUGUACUCCUCCAUCGCUUCCUAACUCCUUUAGUUCCAUUCCUUUUGAUUGUUCUCUUUAAUAUUCUGACAGUCAGGCACAUCUUCAUGGCAAGUAAAGCCCGCAGGAGACUCCAGAUGGUAACUGGUAGGGAAGGUCCAAGCGACCCCGAGAUAGAAAGGCGCACAAAGUCCAUCAUUUUAGUCUUCGCUAUCUCAGGCAGUUUUAUCAUGUUAUGGUUAAUCAAUGUUAUAUGUUUCAUCCAUCAGAAAAUUGCAUUGGUGUAUGAUUUAUAUCCACCUUCACCCACAACUGGUACCAUUGGAUACCUGCUCCAGCUCCUCAGCACCUGCACAAAUACUUGCAUCUACACAAUGACCCAGAGUCAGUUCCGAGAGCAGUUAAAAACAGUUGUCAAAUAUCCUUUCAGUUUGAUACUGAGUACGACCAAACCAUGA